GCCCACUGAACCCCGAUUAGCCACCAGAGUCUCCUUCACUUCUGCUGCUUUUGUCUGCAAGAGACAUGCUGCACGAAGAUAUCCAGGACCUCCACACCUUCCGCAGUGAUCCAGAUCCACGCAUCGCCCUGAAGCACAGAGCAGCUCCAUAUGAGAGGAACCUCACUGAGGGUACCCGUCCCAGAGUGGUACAUCGGAUUUUCACCAACAGUCGAGAACGAUGGCGCCAGCAGAACGUGAAUGGUGCAUUCGCAGAGCUGCGACGUCUCAUACCCACCCACCCCCCAGACAGGAAGCUCAGCAAGAACGAGAUCCUACGCCUCGCCCUCAGGUACAUCAACUUUCUGGACCAUCUACUGACUGAGCAAGACCUCAGCGGGGCCCCACAGAGCCAGGCUGUGAGGCUGGAGGAAGAGGAGGAGGAAGACAGACUGCAUGGGACGCCAUCACCUAACUCCACCUGCGAGAGUUCAUCAGAGGGAGACUGUGAUGGACUGAUGGGGGAGCAGAGGCAGCUCCAGUACCAGCAGGUACAGCUGAGCAGAUUGAGCAGAGAUCAGCUGAGACUGUUUCAUCACUCCAGAUGUGAAAGCCCCUGCAGCCUGGGGUCAGACUGA
Messenger RNA from Pelmatolapia mariae (spotted tilapia), 617 nucleotides. Its product is annotated as T-cell acute lymphocytic leukemia protein 1 homolog. Lineage: Eukaryota; Metazoa; Chordata; Actinopteri; Cichliformes; Cichlidae. Gene Ontology annotation, biological process: regulation of transcription by RNA polymerase II. Gene Ontology annotation, molecular function: protein dimerization activity; RNA polymerase II cis-regulatory region sequence-specific DNA binding; DNA-binding transcription factor activity, RNA polymerase II-specific. Bases 66 to 617 code for a protein of 183 amino acids. The transcript has 3 exons. The record is from RefSeq and is a predicted model, not a curated record.